CCCGCCAGGCGCAGCAUGUUGUGGGGGGCGCCAGGCAGGAGGAGCCCAAGGGCCCUGGCAGGGAGCCCGGCAGUGCCCAGGACCACGUGGAGGCCGCGGCCGAGCGGGGCGUCCAGACUUCUAGGCUGUUUUCAGGUCUUGGCUGUUGCUGUGUGCCAGGCUGCUGCCACCUCCCCGGCUUGUUCUCAGAGCACAAACAGGACCUGUGAAGAGUGCCUGAAAAACGUCUCUUGUCUCUGGUGCAACACUAACAAGGCGUGCUUGGACUACCCGGUGGCAAAAAUCCUGCCCCCCGGUUCUCUCUGCCAGCUGAGCUCUGCACGCUGGGGCGUCUGCUGGGUGAACUUCGAGGCCCUGAUCGUCACCAUGUCGGUGAUUGGGGGGACCAUCCUCCUGGGCGUCGCCGUCUGCUGCUGCUGCUGCUGCUGCAGAAGGAAGAGGAGCCGGGGGCCCGACAAGAGCGAGGAGAAGGCCAUGCGGGAGCGAGAGGAAAGGCGGGUCCGGCAGGAGGAGAGGAGAGCAGAGAUGAAGUCAAGACAUGAUGAAAUCAGAAGGAAAUAUGGUUUGUUUAAAGAAGAAAACCCGUACGCGAGAUUCGAGAACAACUAGACGCAGUUCCUGCGCGUCCAGUGGCCUCGGCGCCUCUCCCGGGGCUGCCGCCCUGGCCCCUGGCUGAGGGGCCGUCAGAAGCCGCGCUCCCGGCACAGGCCUGUGAGCUUCUGUCCCUUUUCUCUUGUUUCUCUGCUUAGUCCCUGAGACAGGAAGCCUGUCACGGUUUUCUUUGUUGUUUGGUUGUUGACUUGAGGAGGAAGCCUGCACAUUCCAUCCAGCCCUGUAACCCGUCUGGUCUGCGAGCUGCGUGCAGACCCCCUCCCCUCCGUCCCCCGCCCCGCAUGCAGCUCAGCAGGAGGGAGAGCGUGUCCAUGUCCUCGUGGGACCCUUGUUUCCCCAGAACCACAGACGGCUUUCCAUGGACCCGGGUCCCAGGACACAGCCUGACGCUGCUUGGCCGCGGCCACACCAAGUAGCAUUGAAAUUUCUUUUUUGAGUAAUUGUUGGAUUUUAUUGUCCCACCUAAAAGAUUCCAUCAGAAAACUUUACUAGCAAAGUUCGGACCACAUACGGGAUGGCUUUUUAAUUUGUAUCUUUCCUGGAACAUCAAGUGUGAAACAGCCUCUCCGAGGGCGGUACUCGGGGAUCAUAGCUCCGGCCCCACUGACAGCAGGGCAGUCCCGCGCCCUUACAAGUGCUCCCUGAGUCUUGGGCCCGCCCUGCCUGCCUGCCACGGUCACUUAGGGAUGGUGGGUGACCGCAGGUCCGCCUUGGGAGGAAGGGGCCGCGCGCUGGCCACCUUCUCCGCUGGGCUCUGUGCCCUGGGGGCGGCGUGUGCCGGGCGGUGGGACGGUCCCCACGCAGCACAGGGGGUGCCGGCACCUGUCCCGCUUGUCAGACGACCCAGCUCCCAGCCUCGCCCCUUGUCUCGGGCACAUUCGAGAAGCCCCUUCAGAGGCAGCUUCUUGAGAGGGCUCGGGGCCUGUCCGAUGCCUGGGUGCUGCAUGCAGUGGUUCCACCUCCUCCAGGUCAAGGUGCGAGACUUGAGUUAGUAGUCCGAGUGCCCUGGUGGGGACAGCAGGCCGUGAGGUCACCGUGAGCUGCCUUUGUUGAAAGAGACCUGAAAAUAGUCCCAGUUGCCCAACUGCUUUGACUUAGAGAAACCCUGAGCUUUGGAAGGUGGGAGGCUGGUGUCCGCCCUUCACUCCGGGUCACAAGUUAGAGUCCGAUGAGCCUACACGGCCACCGCGGUAAGAGCGUCAACAGACAGCUGGGCGGCCGGCUGUCCACGAUGCAGCUCUGCGUCUCAAUGAACGGUUCUGCCCUCAGGCCUUCACCAACUGAGAAACAACCUUAGCAAACUCUUCAGUCUACUUCUCUGCCUUCUCGGGCAUCUGAUAGCGACUUAGAGUGUGAAACGUGGCUGCGUGUUUUAUAGCAGCCUGCAGAUUUUUACUUUCUACUCUUUGUUUAUAAAAAAAUUUGUGGUAGACUCCACUGAGCUCGAUAUUAGCAUGGUAGUUUCUGGAAAAUUGCUCUUCCUUGGCCCUUGGCGGCUGGGCUGAGAGCAGGGCCGUGAGUCGGGAAGUAGGACGGAGCCCCUGGCCCGGGCAGUGGCGUCUCGGCCGUGCGCUCCGACUCAGGUGUGCUGGGAGAAGCCACGUGCUGUAGCCUCAGGGGGACCGUAACGUCUGAGUGCCUUAAUCACUAACCAGUUUCCAGUCAAGGCUUUAAUACACGCUUUUAUUGAAUAUG
Vicugna pacos (alpaca) is the source of this 2307-nucleotide messenger RNA. Lineage: Eukaryota; Metazoa; Chordata; Mammalia; Artiodactyla; Camelidae. The record is from RefSeq and is a predicted model, not a curated record.